Messenger RNA from Monascus purpureus, 2695 nucleotides. Lineage: Eukaryota; Fungi; Ascomycota; Eurotiomycetes; Eurotiales; Aspergillaceae. The record is from the annotation of a GenBank genome assembly.
CGCUCAUUGCCCACGCCUCCUCUCCUCUCUCAAGCCACGUCUCAUCUCUCUUUUCUCCAUAUCUCUCUAUAGGACCGGCACUGGUUGUUGGACUGCCGGACUCUCUUUGAAAAUGAUGCUUGCAAGGAACUUCGCCUCUCCUGCGCGCCAAUGUCUGCGCACAGCUCGCGUUGCACCUCGCUAUCAGAUCCGUGGGUACGCCGCCGCAGCUGAGGAACAGGUUGCUACGUUCAAGGGAAAGAAAGGAUCCGAUGGCAAAUAUACCGUGACACUGAUCGAGGGUGAUGGUAUCGGACCGGAGAUAUCCCAGUCCGUCAAGGAUAUCUUUUCUGCAGCAAAUGUCCCCAUCAAGUGGGAACCGGUUGAUGUCACUCCGAUUCUGAAGGACGGAAGGACUACGAUUCCGGAGGACGCUAUUAAGAGUGUGGAGCGCAACUUUGUCGCCCUUAAGGGCCCGCUUGCUACUCCCGUCGGCAAGGGCCACGUCUCCCUAAACUUGACCCUGCGUCGUACAUUCAACCUUUUCGCCAACGUCCGUCCCUGCAGGUCUAUCGCAGGAUACAAGACACCCUACGACAAUGUCGACACCGUUUUGAUCCGUGAGAACACCGAGGGUGAAUACUCGGGUAUCGAGCAUGUCGUUGUACCAGGUGUUGUGCAGAGCAUCAAGCUCAUCACCAAGGAUGCUUCGGAGCGUGUCCUCCGCUAUGCCUUCCAGUACGCCCGCUCGAUCAACAAGAAGAAGGUCCGUGUUGUACACAAGGCCACCAUCAUGAAGAUGUCCGACGGUCUCUUCCUCAACCUUGCCCGUGACAUCGCCAAGGACUUCCCUGAUGUCGAGUUCGACGCUGAGCUGCUGGACAACGCUUGCCUGAACAUUACUACCGACCCGACACCCUACAACGAUAAGGUGCUUGUGAUGCCCAAUUUGUACGGUGACAUUCUCUCGGACAUGUGCGCUGGCUUGAUCGGUGGUCUCGGUCUCACUCCCUCCGGUAACAUUGGCCGGGAGUGCUCGAUCUUCGAGGCUGUCCAUGGCUCUGCCCCCGAUAUUGCUGGCAAGGGCCUUGCCAACCCUACUGCCUUGCUCCUUAGCAGCAUUAUGAUGCUGCAACACAUGGGUCUCCAUCAAGAAGCCACCCGCAUCAGGACGGCUAUCCUAGACACCCUUGCUGAAGGAAAGACUCUCACUGGUGACUUGGGCGGAAAGGCCAAGACCCACGAGUAUGCUGACGCUAUCAUCAAGCGUCUGUGAACAAGGCCGUGUUCAUCCCUUCCGCAUUAUAGUACUGUCACCUUAAGCCAUAUCAAAUUCCCAUAGACAACGGCCAUUUCAUGUAACUGUUCGUGUACUUUUUAGAUCCUAUUAUUCCUAUUAUACGCCAAUCCGUUCUAUGAGCUCAUUUUCCCCUUCUUUUUGCUUCCCGAAGUUAAGAAUCCUUAUACUCCAUUUUUACACAUAUAAUAGUAGCUACGUGAUCGUUGAUAUCAAACAAACCUAAAGACGAAGACGCCCUCAAAGAGAAAAGACCCAAACCCCAAUCCUCUCAAGUUGUCGGGAGUCAUACAUCAUGAAUAACAGAAGGAAAGUUGCAACGCUCUCAGCGCCGUCUGCCGGUCCUUCUAAUACCCGGCCCAAUGCCCUUUUUAUGUUUUGUUCGGGACCCUCUAGGCCGCCCCCUUCUAACCGGAGAUUCCUCGGGCUCUUCUUUAGGCUCUUCGGCAGCAUCGCUAUCCUCCUUGCCGGCAUCUGUGCCUUCCUCAUCGCUGUCUCCAUUGACGUCGGUCUCUUCGGGGUUCUGAUCCUCAUUUAAUCCAAUUUUUGGAGCUUCGAUCUCAACUUGGAGUCGCAUGGAGCGGGUGCCUCGCGCGCGUGUGCUGCGACUCAAUUUUCGUCCUCGCGAUGGGACCGGAGAAACAGGUUCUAGGUCAGAACAAAUAUGUUUCGUUAGCUCUGGAACCAAAUACGAUAAUGAAAAAGGUAGACCAAGACUAACCAUCUGUAUCUGCCACUGUGCUCCCCCUCCGUGAGUCUGCCUGCCCACUAGCAACUGAUGAUCCUUCCAUGGCCAAUCUCCUUUCGAACAUCAGCUCUCCGUAUUCAUCUUCCGGUAGCUCAAACGGGCAGUAUAUAUCUUUAGAUGUCUCGGGAUCAUCGGAUGGGUCGGUCAUAAGGGAGUCCUCCUGCAAAAGCCACGUAUUUGCAGUUAGCGACAAUAACAUUAUUGUCUUCGAUAAGGAUGCUUGCUUGCGACCGCCUUACCCGUUCAUCAAGGGCCGGGAGAUUAUAGAGAGUCCCUAGCUUUUUCCAGAUGCCAGGGAUCCGUGUGUGUUCUGCAUUCGAAGGCGCGUAGCCUUGGCUUUUCAUGAACUCCGAGAUGGCGAUCAUACGGAAGUGUUUGUGCAUGCCUUUGAUAAACAGAGUAGUAAUUUAUUAGCGGAGGCUCCACUAGGCGAUUCGCAAGUAUCGUUUCAACAAACCAAUGGGUUUCCACUUGAUAAUCCCCUUCAGAAGCGCGGUCUCUUGUUCAUCCGUCCAUGGAUCUGUGACAAGAUCAUAUUCGGUCCCAGGCUUCGCGCUCUCGGUUGAUGCGGGGGUGUUUGCGGGGUUAUCAGCUUGAGGUGUAGCUGAAGCGCCGCGGGACGAAAGCCGCGGUCUUUUCUUUGGAGGCAUUGUCCUGAUGGACGUAGCAAG